AGGAAUUUGGCGGCGGACGUUGCGAGAGUUCCGGCAGGGGCGAGAGUUAAGGAGAAAGGGCAAAAUGGCAGCGGCGGAGAGCCGCAAAACGGCCAGAGGCUCAGGCUGGCCGGCAGCCGCUGGGAGACGGAGGCGGCGGGACGGCCAGGCCAGGCCGUCCCCGGUAGACGUGGCAGCCCAUUCUGGUGGGAGGCGACCGAACCUGGCAGGGGACCGAGGUGGCGGGACGGCCGGACCUGGCCGUCCCAGGAAUAGAAGCGGCGGCGGGUGGCAGCGGAGAGUCAGUCCAUGUCGACGAAGGCAUGCUGUGGUAUGGGUCCAGCAAAAUCCGGAAGCAUCGGACGAUGAGCAAGCCGAGGACGACCAGGAGGAAGAAGACGAAGACGAAGGCGGCCUUCUGCUCCAAGGUCAAGGCCGGGACGGGCAGGACGGCGCUGGCCAGGGGGGGCAGUGUGCUGCUGGGACUCUCAGCCAUCCUUGCACAGAGUGGCCCAAGGGACCCGCUGAUUUAGACACCCCGCCUGCAACGGAAAGAGCAGCCAGGUCAAACCGUUCUUCCCCUCACCCAUCCACCCCGGGAGUCUACACGGCUCACGUCAAUCCCUUUUGUAAAUCUCACUGUCGUGGAUUCCUCCCAACUGGGAAUGCUGGGAAAUUUUGGUUUGUGGCCCUCUCCACCCCCAGCACAGGACCCCUAGUGACCGUGGCUGGGGUCUGUCUUGUGUUUCUUUUAAGAGUGUGAGCCCUUUGGGGACAGGGAGCCAACUGAUUUAUUUAUUAUUCCUCUGUGUAGACCGCCCUGAGCAGCCAUUUUUGGAAGGAGCCAGAUUUAGAAGCCGAAUAAAUAAAUAAAUAAAUAAAUAAAUAAA
This is a messenger RNA of Hemicordylus capensis (graceful crag lizard), 869 nucleotides long. RefSeq lists its product as uncharacterized. The transcript has 2 exons. Lineage: Eukaryota; Metazoa; Chordata; Lepidosauria; Squamata; Cordylidae. The coding region runs from base 65 to 742 and encodes 225 amino acids. The record is from RefSeq and is a predicted model, not a curated record.